Molecule: messenger RNA, 600 nt
Organism: Archocentrus centrarchus (flier cichlid)
Lineage: Eukaryota; Metazoa; Chordata; Actinopteri; Cichliformes; Cichlidae
Product: hemoglobin subunit alpha-B-like
Exons: 3
Coding region: 67-498 (143 amino acids)
Biological process (GO): hydrogen peroxide catabolic process; oxygen transport
Cellular component (GO): hemoglobin complex; blood microparticle; haptoglobin-hemoglobin complex
Molecular function (GO): haptoglobin binding; heme binding; peroxidase activity
Source: RefSeq, a predicted model, not a curated record
AGAUCCAGCAAAGCAGCAUUUUUUGAUCAGCAUUUUUCCUUGUAUCCCGAAAACUCAAAGGCAGCCAUGAGUCUCUCACAGAAAGACAAGAACGUGGUGAAGGGCUUCUGGGCCAAAGUCGAGUCCAAGAGCGCCGAGAUGGGUGGAGAAGCUCUGGGCAGGAUGCUCACGGCGUAUCCGAUGACUAAGACCUACUUUUCUCACUGGGGCGAUCUGAGCCCUAAUGCUCCGCAGGUGAAGAAGCAUGGUGCAGUCAUCAUGGCAGCUGUGGGAAAAGCUGUCAAAAACAUUGAUGAUCUCACCAGCCACCUUAGCAAGCUCAGUGAGCUGCAUGCCUUCCAGCUCCGCGUGGAUCCUGCCAAUUUCAAGAUCCUCGCCCACAACAUCAUCUUGGUCCUGGGCAUGUACUUCCCCGCGGACUUCACUCCGGAGGUUCACGUCUCCGUUGAGAAGUUCUUCCAGAACGUCGCCUGGGCUCUGUCCGAGAGAUACCGCUAAGCUUCAACAAGACAGAAGCUCCCAGCGUUCGGCAUGUCACGCCUGAAUGUCAGCAACCCUCUUCAUAUGUUGGGGCUUGUUCAAUAAAAAAUCACAAACAUA